AUGCCUCCAACCAACAACCUAUGGCACGCUCAACGAAGAGCAAGUCUCCACACAGAAACCGAUCCCACGAAAAGAUACACCUAUCUGGCCGAAACAACUCCCCAUAUCGCCACCAUCCUCGGCUUCCCAUCACGCUGUUCCACUUUCCCCAAUCUGCACGACAAGACCUGCAGAGAGAUUGUCGAUCUUGCCGGAACAAUUGCCAUCUUCGAGCCUGUCCGUCUGCACGUCCGUCCAGAGGACAUUCCCCGCGCACAGCAAUUGAUCAACGAGCGUAUGGACGGUGCCCCGCCUGAGCAAAAAGCCCGCAUCACGCUCCUCUCAGUGCCAAUCAACCACUGCUGGGUGCGGGAUACCGGCCCUGUGUAUGUGCGUGCUGCCAACGCCGACGACUCUAGCAAGCGAUAUGCGAUUGAUUUCCGAUUCUGUGAAUGGGGCAACAAGUUCGCAGAGCGCAUCUACAACGAUACGGAGGACAAGAUCGGGGCGUUGAAGGGAGAGGUUCAAGGUGGAGAACACAAUUGGCCCACGAUGACUGAGACCGAGAGGCGAGAAAACACCGAAUUCGCGCAGCGAGUCCUUGAGCUCGAUAACCGGGACUAUCCCGGCCAGCCCGUGGUGCGAGUUGUUUCGAGCGUUCGUCUCGAGGGAGGAGGAAUCGAGAUGGAUGGUGAAGGCACGUUCAUGGCGAUGGAGAGCAGUGUGGCGGUGGCGUCUCGCAACGAGGGUCUUUCACGCGAGGAGAUCGAGACUGAACUGCGCCGUCUGCUGGAUGCUCAGAAAUUCAUCUGGAUCCCCGGUCGUGAGGGUCUAGAUAUCACCGACUAUCACAUCGACGCCGAGGCUCGGUUCAUUCGGCCGGGCGUGGUGGUAGUCGGUAGACCACACCCGAAAUGUCAGCCAGUAUAUUGGGAUGUAUACAAUGAGAUGCGGGAGAUUCUGGACAACAGCACCGACGCCCAGGGUCGGAAGUUCGACGUUCACGAGAUCGAGGAGCCCGAUCCGGAUGCUGUGAGAGGAGAUGUGCCCGGUGAGGAGAUGGAGCCGGCGGCUUCAUAUGUGAACUUUUAUUUCACCAAUGGCGGACUCGUAAUUCCUGCUUUUGGCGAUGCCGUGGCUGAUGCAAAGGCGUUAGAGACCCUGACCAAAUUGGUGCCUGAGCGACGAAUCUGCCAGGUCAGUGUUAAUGCGCUGCCCCGGACGGGAGGUGUUUUGCAUUGUACAACCCAGCAAGUGAUAUAA
This is a messenger RNA of Penicillium diatomitis, 1242 nucleotides long. RefSeq names its product agmatine deiminase family protein. Bases 1 to 1242 code for a protein of 413 amino acids. Lineage: Eukaryota; Fungi; Ascomycota; Eurotiomycetes; Eurotiales; Aspergillaceae. The record is from RefSeq and is a predicted model, not a curated record. The transcript has a single exon. Gene Ontology annotation, molecular function: agmatine deiminase activity; protein-arginine deiminase activity. Gene Ontology annotation, biological process: putrescine biosynthetic process.